UACGAUAUAUUCAUAGUCAAGUCAUCAAGCAAGUGAGCAAGCAAGAGAUGUCAUGAUCAUGUCAAACCAUAAACAUUUCGCGAGGUUGCAUCAAUGAUACCCUUGUGUAGUACGUUUUUCGUGUUUUUAUUUAAUUAUGUUCAAAGAAUAAUGGAAUUUACAUCACAGUUCUGUUUGCAACAGUGUGUUUCUAUCGGAGUUUGAGAAACUUUUGCAUGAUCAUGAUUAGUUUGUUUAUUGUAUUGUACGUAGUAGGAGGCUUCGGCCUCGGUUCGCCUGAGAAUGCAGGUGAAAUGAAAAACACUGAGUUGUCUCGGGCAUUGGAUGAGAGACCGCUAUUAUUCGCCACUUUAGGGGGUGGCAUGGUUGCUGUAGAACCCUUAGCGGGAAAUAUUAUAUGGAAACUCAAAGACGAGCCUGUAGUAAAAGUUCCUAAUCAGCACGCAAGCUUGACGCCUCAGUUCUUGCCGGACCCACGGCAUGGAUUCCUAUACAUGUACGGUCCUAGAGGGGACCAACAGAUGCUCAAGAAGUUGCCUUUUACGAUACCGGAGCUGGUGGCGAAUGCACCAUGCCGCUCCAGUGAGGGUAUACUGUACACAGGGAAGAAAAGCGAUACUUGGUUCAUGCUGGACCCCUUGACAGGAUCGAGGGAACAUGUAUCAGGUUUUGAUAAAUCAAAAAUUUUCAAUGGCCAGGAAGGCAAUACGUGCGAACCGGACAAAAAGAGAGGGGUGUAUGUUGCCAGAACGGAGUACAAUAUACUAAUGCAUGACUCGAAGAAUAGCAACCAGAAGUGGAAUGUAACAUUCUUUGAUUACACGUCGCAUGCCAUGGGGAAAGAGAUGUUGAAUGAUUAUGGAAUAAUUCACUUCGCAUCAACGUCAAGUGGCAGACUGAUGUCCUUCGACCGUAAGACAGGUGACCUCGUGUGGUCUCAUAAUUUCGAAACCCCAGUGGUCGCUGCAUAUUUACUAGACAGAGAAGGUCUUAUCUCCGUCCCUUUCAACUCUAUCGGGGAUGACACGCUCGAUCAUAUAAUGGAAGAUGCGACGACCUUGCGAAACGGUCAAGGCAUUAAAAACUCCAAUAUCGAACUGUAUCCGACUUUAUAUGUCGGUGAACACAAUCAUGGAUUGUACGCCUUGUCGUCACUGGUAGACAAGAACACUAUAACAAUAUCCACUGGUCACACACAACCUCUUCUGCUCGAAGGACCAUCGGCGAUCGUGAAUCCAGAGAACUCUAAAUACGAACCAUUCACAAAUGUUCACUACAAAUUGAACGAUUUUAAUCUACAAGUAUCCGCGCCAUAUUUGUUAUUGGGACACUACAAAGUCCCCGAGUUGUUGACCACAUGGAUACCUCAGCUGCCCAAUCUGAAUUUCUUGAAUGGACCCGAAACACAGACCAAUGGAAUUAAGUUAAUCAAUGGACAAGUUCAUAGAGAUACCGAUAAAGAUGUUGAAAAUGAAACCAAUUUGAAAUCUAGCUCAGUGUCAGUGUCGGUGCAAACUGAAGAUUUGUUCGAGAAUAUGAACUUCAGACCGGAUUUAUGGUACAAGAAACUGUACCUGUGGCUGCAACAUCAAGAGAAUACCGCUUUGAAACUGGCAUUGAUAAUUCUCGUCGGGUUGGUUAUCACCAUGUUUUGGUAUCUGCGCUAUCAGGCUCGCGAGUUCCAACAGUUGUCGCAAGGCGGGUCGCGUUCUUCUACAUCUUCUACGUCGUCUAAUGCCGAGAUCACUGGGUACCUCGAGGAGAUAGGAGACGGAGAAGUGCGCAUAGGAAAAAUUAGCUUUCAUACGGGACAAGUCUUGGGCAAGGGAUGCGAGGGAACGUUUGUUUAUAGAGGUACAUUUGACAAGAGGGCGGUAGCGGUGAAGCGCCUUCUGCCCGAAUGUUUUACGUUCGCCGACCGCGAGGUGACGCUACUGCGCGAGUCGGAUGCGCAUGCGCAUGUCGUACGAUACUACUGCACGGAGAGAGAUAAGCAGUUCAGAUACAUCGCACUUGAACUGUGCUCAGCUACGUUACAAGACUAUGUUGAGAAAAAGUUGACUUUCGAGUGUACAAUAGACGCCGUGGAAGUUCUAAGACAAGCUACUAUGGGCUUGUCUCAUCUUCACUCUAUGGAUAUUGUUCAUAGAGACAUCAAGCCUCACAACGUGUUGCUUUCGAUGCCGUCGGGCUCGGGGGAGGUGCGAGCCAUGAUCUCGGACUUCGGUCUCUCCAAGAAGCUCAACAUAGGCAGAGUUAGUUUCUCUCGCCGUUCCGGAGUCACCGGCACCGACGGUUGGAUAGCGCCGGAAAUGAUCAACGGAGAGCGAACGACGACAUCCGUGGAUAUUUUCUCGCUGGGCUGCGUAUUCUACUAUGUGCUAUCUAAGGGGCACCAUCCGUUCGGCGAUGUCUUGAGGCGGCAAGCUAACAUCCUCACUGGAGACUACGACUUGAACCAAUUAGAUAAAGUGUUGCCAGAGGAAGAGGUAUUAGUGACCAAGAUUCUAAUAAGAGCGAUGAUAUCGGCGCGGCCGCAGGCUCGACCUCCCUGCGAGACUGUACUCAAGUAUCCCAUGUUUUGGGGGAGCCAGACCAUACUCAACUUUUUACAGGACGUAAGCGACCAAGUGGAGAGCUACGCGUCGGGCAGCGCGCACCCGUUAGAGAGCGGCGCGCGUACAGUGGUGCGCGGAGAUUGGCGCGCGCACGUAUGCAGCGCGGUGGCGGGCGAUCUGCGCGCGCGGCGCACGUAUCGCGGGGACCGCGCCGCGCAUCUGCUACGCGCCAUACGGAACAAGAAACAUCAUUACCGAGAACUAGAGGCAGAGGUGCGGGAUAAACUCGGCAAAUUACCCGACGGCUUCGUCACUUAUUGGUUGCGGCGAUUCCCGCUAUUAUUGCCGCAUGUUUGGCUUCAAAUGCAGCAAUACCGAAACGAGGACAUCCUACAAGAAUACUACCCCCACUCCUUCAUAUUCAACAGGGACGAAGUCGCAGAACUAAACGUUUUAACAGAAUACGAAGAUUACAUACCCACAGAACUUUGCGACCCGGAGAGAAACGAGUUAUUCGUUAAAAGCAAAACGCAUCUCGAAGAAAACGAAGAGAGAUAUCGAUAUAACAAAACCAACGGGUCUCCGCGGAAAUUCAACGACUGGAGGAGCGAAGCCAAAGAGUUUAAAACGAGACAGGACGACGUCAGAUUAAGAGAUAAACACCAUUACAAGAAGAAGGAGAAGAGAAAAGAGGAAGUGCCCGUUUGGACUUUGCCCCCACCGUGAGAAUUGUAGGUACGAAUAUAAUUUGUGUGUUAUUGUUUUUAUCUUUAAGAAUCGAAAGCACAAUUUUUAUUAACGCGAAUGCCUAAUUUGCAGUUAAGAUUAGUGUUAAGGUAAGUCAUACAGUAAGGAUUCAUACAUAUUAGUGAAUUAAAAUGGUGAUAAAAAAAUUAGUUGGGUGUCAUGAGUUUACAUUUAAAUGUCACUCUAGUGUUGACAAACAGCAAACAUGAUAAACUGCUUUUCUAUAAGGAC
Molecule: messenger RNA, 3536 nt
Organism: Chilo suppressalis (striped riceborer)
Lineage: Eukaryota; Metazoa; Arthropoda; Insecta; Lepidoptera; Crambidae
Source: the annotation of a GenBank genome assembly